AUGGCAAUUAGAAAACCAAACAAACUGUCACAAGCAGCAGUUUUGAAGCAAAUCCUCAAAAGAUGUUCAAGUUUAGGCAAGAAAAAUGGGUAUGACGAAAAUGACCUUCCAAUUGAUGUCCCUAAAGGACAUUUUGCUGUCUAUGUUGGAGAAUAUAGGAGCAGAUAUAUUGUUCCUAUUUCAUUUUUGACUCAUCCUGAGUUUCAGUGUCUUCUUCAACGUGCAGAAGAAGAAUUUGGAUUUGAUCAUGAUAUGGGACUCACUAUCCCUUGUGAAGAAGUCGUUUUUCGAUCUCUAACGUCGAUGAUCAGAUAA
Messenger RNA from Fraxinus pennsylvanica, 315 nucleotides. NCBI's taxonomy places the organism in Eukaryota, Viridiplantae, Streptophyta, Magnoliopsida, Lamiales, Oleaceae. The record is from the annotation of a GenBank genome assembly.